Molecule: messenger RNA, 1257 nt
Organism: Trichoderma citrinoviride
Lineage: Eukaryota; Fungi; Ascomycota; Sordariomycetes; Hypocreales; Hypocreaceae
Product: glycosyltransferase family 1 protein
Exons: 1
Coding region: 1-1257 (418 amino acids)
Molecular function (GO): UDP-glycosyltransferase activity
Source: RefSeq, a predicted model, not a curated record
AUGCAAGCCGUGGCACAAGCCCUGGUUGAUCGUGGCCACGAAGUUGUCUGGCUAGCCAGCGCAGACAACAAAGCUCGCGUUCUCGCUACGGGAGCAAGCUUCGUCGAGACUCGAGCCAUUGCCGCAGUCGACGCACCCUUCAUCGAGGAAAAUUCCACCGGCCUCCUUGAUCGCCAAUUUCAUCGACUGGAGUCUCGUCUCCUGGCUCAAGCUGCCGACUACCGGGCUAUCUUGGUGGAUUUCCCCGCAGACGCUUUGCUGGUCGAUGUGUUCCCCCAUGGAGCCCGCGCCCUCUAUGAGCUUGGAGAAAUCCCCGUAUACGCUACUCUAGGGGUCAUUCCAUUCUAUACUUCGUCAGCAUCAGCUCCCUUCCCAGUGUCUGGAGAAUGCCCUCCUACCUCGUGGAUAGGCCUUGUUCGAAAUGGAUUGCGACAGCUCAUCAACCGAUGGAUCCUGCUUCCUUUGUUCCUGGCUCCUGUAUUGAACAGACAGAGAAAGAUACUUGGACUGAAGCGACUUCCAUUCGGUGAACCAACAGAGUGCUUGACGUACAGUCCAUUUCUUCACAUCCAAGCUUCCUGUUCAAGCCUCGAAUUCUCCCACGAACCAAACUCAGAGCAACACAAACAUCGAAUCACCUAUGUCGGCCCUCUUGUGAGGCCAUCUCCAACCACAUCUACUCAGCUUCCAUCGUGGUGGGAAGAAGUAGUGCCACACUCGCGAGUCGUUGGAAUUACUCAAGGAACGCUUGCCAUGAACCCUACUUCCUUGAUCAUACCCUCCGUUCAGGCCCUCAAGGACGAUUCAUCGCUUCUGCUCGUCGUCGUAUCACCAUACGGAAAAGAAGUCGAAGCUCAAGUUGGACAAGCGUCCAAUGUUCGAUACGCUGACUGGCUGCCCUACCACCUUCUUCUUCCCCAGCUAUGCUUGCUCAUCACAAACGGCGGCUAUGGAAGCAUCACUCAGGCACUCUCUCAUGGUGUCCCUCUCCUUUGUGCUGGCCAAACGGAGGACAAAAUGGAUACGGCCGCGCGGAUUACCUGGUGUGGUGCCGGGAUUGACCUAAAAACCGACAAUCCUACCCCAGAUCAAGUCGAGACAGCUGCGAAAAGAAUUCUGUCAGAUGAGAGUUAUUCACAGAAAGCGAGACUGUUAGGGAAUGAGCUGAACGAACUGGGAGGUGCACAAACAGCUUCAGCUGCGUUGGAGGCGCUUGUUGUCAGCACCAGAUCGAGAGACGCGAAGUCCAUCGACUGA